AUGUUCUUCACUCUUUUAGCAACAGCAUUUGUUUUAUGCAUGAAGUUUUCAUGCCCUAACCUACCCACAUCAAUCCUCCUUCCUCUACUUCCACCAAUCUUAUACUUGUUUAGCACCAUUUUUGCCAAGUCUUCAGGAAGCAACAACCUCCCUCCUGGACCUACCUCAUACCCAGUGUUUGGCAAUUGGCUCCAAGUUGGCAAUGACCUUAACCACCGUCUUCUAGCAUCAAUGUCAAAAACCUAUGGUCCUGUAUUCCUUUUAAAACUUGGUUCAAAAAACUUAGCUGUUGUAUCCGACACUGAGCUAGCCACCCAAGUCCUACACGCACAAGGUGUCGAAUUCGGGUCUCGCCCACGUAACGUUGUCUUCGACAUCUUCACCGGCAAUGGACAGGACAUGGUGUUCACAGUCUAUGGUGAGCAUUGGAGAAAAAUGCGUAGAAUUAUGACACUGCCGUUUUUCACCAACAAAGUUGUGAACCAAUACAGUACCACAUGGGAGCAAGAAAUGGACCUCGUGGUUCAUGACCUAAAAGAUAACGAGAAAGUUAGGGCAGAAGGGAUUGUUAUCAGGAAACGUUUGCAGCUGAUGCUGUACAAUAUUAUGUACAGAAUGAUGUUCGAUGCAAAAUUUGAGUCCCAAGAGGACCCUUUGUUUAUUCAGGCAACAAGGUUCAACUCUGAGAGGAGUCGAUUGGCUCAGAGUUUUGAGUAUAAUUACGGAGAUUUUAUCCCUUGGCUUAGACCAUUUUUAAGAGGGUAUUUGAACAAGUGCAGGGAUUUGCAGCAAAGGAGGCUAGCUUUCUUCAACAACUAUUUUAUUGAGAAAAGAAGGAAAAUAAUGACUGCAAAUGGAGAGAAGCACAAGAUAAGCUGUGCCAUGGAUCACAUAAUUCAUGCUCAAAUGAAAGGAGAAAUCAGUGAAGAAAAUGUGCUUUACGUUGUGGAGAACAUUAAUGUUGCAGCAAUUGAGACAACAUUAUGGUCUAUGGAGUGGGCAGUAGCUGAGCUGGUCAAUCAUCCGAUCGUUCAGAGGAAGAUCAGAGAUGAAAUCACAGCCGUCCUGAAGGGAAAUCCAGUCACAGAGUCUAACCUGCAUGAACUACCAUACUUGCAAGCCACCAUAAAAGAGACACUGAGGCUACACACCCCAAUUCCCUUGUUAGUGCCCCAUAUGAACCUUGAAGAAGCAAAACUAGGAGGGUUUACCAUUCCUAAAGAGUCAAAGGUGGUAGUCAAUGCGUGGUGGUUAGCUAACAACCCUGAAUGGUGGGAGAAACCGUCGGAGUUCCGGCCAGAGAGGUUCUUGGAAGAAGACCGUGACACCGAAGCUGCUGUAGGCGGAAAGGUAGAUUUUCGUUUCUUGCCAUUUGGUGUGGGCAGGCGUAGCUGCCCAGGGAUCAUACUUGCAAUGCCAAUCCUAGGAAUGGUGGUUGCAAGAUUGGUGUCAAAUUUUGAGAUGAAAGCUCCACCUGGAAUGGAGAAGAUUGAUGUGAACGAAAAAGGAGGGCAGUUCAGCUUGCAUAUUGCAAACCACUCCACGGUUGUUUUCGAACCAAUCAAAGCAUGA
Dovyalis caffra is the source of this 1572-nucleotide messenger RNA. The record is from the annotation of a GenBank genome assembly. NCBI's taxonomy places the organism in Eukaryota, Viridiplantae, Streptophyta, Magnoliopsida, Malpighiales, Salicaceae.